GUGCUGUCGCGGAUCCACACCCAGAAGCUCCGGACCACCCUCGACCGCCUGUCGCGCGAGAUCUACGGGUCCACGCGCUCGAUGCACUCCUUCUUCGUGCAGUUCGACCUCAACGGGGACGGCGUGCUGAAUGCGGAGGAGAGAUGCACGCCGGCCUCACGAAGAUGGCCGGGACCCUGCAGCUGGCCGAGGUCGAGGCCCUCAUGAACGCCUUCGACGCUGACGGCAACGGCGAGAUCGAUUACAAAGAGUUCUGCUCGAUGCUGGCGCGGUACGGCCGCUUGACCAUGCCCUGCGAGCAGGAGAGAGGGCAAAGCCGGUGGAAGAGCUCACCGUGGAGUUCCCAGUAG
Prorocentrum cordatum is the source of this 350-nucleotide messenger RNA. The record is from the annotation of a GenBank genome assembly. NCBI's taxonomy places the organism in Eukaryota, Dinophyceae, Prorocentrales, Prorocentraceae.